Messenger RNA from Sardina pilchardus (European sardine), 7842 nucleotides. RefSeq names its product erbb2 interacting protein (gene erbin). The record is from RefSeq and is a predicted model, not a curated record. The coding region runs from base 771 to 4808 and encodes 1345 amino acids. Gene Ontology annotation, cellular component: adherens junction; postsynaptic membrane; basolateral plasma membrane. Gene Ontology annotation, molecular function: protein binding. Gene Ontology annotation, biological process: embryo development; establishment or maintenance of epithelial cell apical/basal polarity; cell-cell adhesion. The transcript has 26 exons. NCBI's taxonomy places the organism in Eukaryota, Metazoa, Chordata, Actinopteri, Clupeiformes, Clupeidae.
UAGCUAUAUCAGUUGUGACUGCCUGAGCUGAUUGUUGCUUUCUGUCAUGUUUCCGUGUCGAUUUCUAUUUCAAACGGAGCCUUGCUGCUUGAAAUAGUCAGACUGUAUGUAACGUUAUCUAUCUGAAAUGUAAUGUUUCGGGUGGAUUUCAGCAGUGAUUUGGGUGCGGCACUGUGUUUGGAGAAGAAGGGGUUUGCGCUGUGACGGUGGACUUUUUUGCCUUUUGUAUUUCCUUGCCUGUUGUGGACAUUUUGGAUUGCUAUUUUAUUUUUUUUAGUUUUACGUUGAUUCUAACCGCUUCAAAGGAAUAUAGGGUCACUUUUAUGAAACGAUAGUACGAUUUUGUCAGUGCCUCCUACUUAGACCUUGUUUUCUAUCUACAAGAAAACUUUAAACAACAAAUAAGUUGGGGAGGGGAUUGAUGCAGGCGAAAGAAUGCGUUAGCAAGCUAAUCAGUUAGCUUAUUUCUGUUCCGAACCUGAAGCUAGCUGAUGUAGCUAGCCACAUAUCAAAGAACUGAGGCGAGGUAAUCCGUCUGCUCAAAUGACUCCUUGACUGAAGAAUGUCAACCUCUUGUUGAGGAUUUUAACUCAUACCCGGACAUCAAUCAUUGAAUGAGGACGAACCACUGAAACCAAGAUCUAAGAUUCCAGCAAAGACGAGCACCUGUGCACGUGUGAUCCCUUCACCCCAGCACCGUAACCCUGCAGAGCUGCGCGUAAAUGAGAAGAGGUGCUGGGUGGUAGGGUGUGAUCACUAAUCCGCCGAGGAUGUCGAGCAAGCGGAGCCUGCUGGUGCGGCUGGUGCCCUGUCGGUGCCUGCGCGGCGAGGAGGAGGCGGUCACCUCGCUCGACUACUCCCACUGCAGCCUGGAGCACGUGCCCAAGGAGAUCUUCAGCUUCGAGAAGACCCUGGAGGAGCUCUACCUCGACGCCAACCAGAUCGAGGAGCUGCCCAAACAACUGUUCAACUGCCAGUUGCUCUAUCGGCUGAGUAUGCCUGAUAAUGACCUGACGAUGUUGCCCGCAGCGAUUGCCAACCUCACCAACCUCAGGGAGCUGGAUGUCAGCAAGAACAGCAUCCAGGAGUUCCCAGAAAACAUCAAGAACUGCAAGGUUCUGGCCAUAGUGGAGGCCAGUGUGAAUCCCAUCUCCAAGCUUCCCGAAGGCUUCACUCAACUCCUCAGCCUCACACAGCUCUACCUGAAUGACGCUUUCCUAGAGUUCCUUCCAGCCAGCUUUGGCAGGUUAACCAAAUUACAGAUCCUGGAACUGAGAGAAAACCAGCUGAAGCUGUUGCCAAAAAGCAUGCAUAAACUCACCCAGCUGGAGAGACUGGACCUGGGCAGCAACGAGUUCACUGAAGUGCCUGAGGUGCUGGAGCAGCUCACUGGGAUCCAGGAACUCUGGAUAGAUGGGAACAGACUGACAUUUUUACCAGGGAUGAUUGGCACCCUGAAGCAACUCUCCUACCUGGACGUGUCCAAGAACAACAUCGAGAUGGUGGACGAGCAAAUCUCGGGCUGCGACAGCCUGCAGGACUUGCUGCUAUCCAACAACGCCCUCACACAACUGCCUGGAUCAAUAGGCUCCCUGAAGAAGCUGACAACCCUGAAGGUGGAUGAGAACCAGCUCAUGUACCUCCCAGACUCCGUAGGGGGGCUGACCGUAUUAGAGGAGUUGGAUUGCAGUUUUAAUGAGAUUGAGGCUUUGCCCGCCGCUAUCGGCCAGUGUGUGAACCUGCGCACCUUCGCCGCUGACCACAACUUCCUGACCCAGCUGCCCCCAGAGAUGGGCAACUGGAAGAAGGUCACCGUGCUCUUCCUGCACUCCAACAAGCUGGAGCACCUGCCUGAGGAGAUGGGCGACAUGCUCAGACUCAAGGUUAUCAACCUCAGUGACAACAAGCUUAAGAACCUGCCCUUCACUUUCACCAAGCUCAGCCUGAUGACCGCCAUGUGGCUGUCUGAGAAUCAGUCCAAGGCGCUGAUCCCGCUCCAGAAGGAGGAGGACCCCGAGACGCAGAAGACGGUUCUCACCAACUACAUGUUCCCCCAGCAGCCCAGAGCAGAGGAAUAUGUGCCUAAUUCGGACAGCGAGAGCUUCAACCCAACCCUGUGGGAGGAGCAGAGGAAGCAGCGCGCUCAAGUGGCCUUCGAGUGCGACGAGGACAAGGACGAGAGGGAGACACCUCCACGGGAGGGUAAUCUGAAGCGCUACCCGACGCCAUACCCGGACGAGCUGAAGAACAUGGUGAAGACCGCCCAGUCUGUGGCCCACCGCCUGAAGGAGGAGGAGUCGGGGGAGGAGGGCCGUCCAGUGGGGGUCAACCACGUGGGCCUGCAGGACGUGGGGGUUAAGGUGAUCGAGGGGCCGUGUCCCAAUGGCAAGCCAGUGGAGAUGGAAGCCUCAGCGGUGACCGAGUCCCCCAGGGAGACGACGGACACUCAGGGCACCCCGAGAACCCCCAUGAACCCUGGAGAUGCCCCCCGAGCCACAGUCAACCAUGAGGACACACUGGAGGACUCCGAGGACCUGUCGUCAGAGGAGGAGGAGAUGAAGAUCGCCGAGAUGCGGCCGCCUCUCAUCGAGAUCUCCAUCAACCAGCCCAAAGUCCUGGCUCUCAGCAAGGACAAGAAAGACGACGGCAAGGAUGCUGAUUCGCUCCUCGACGACACGGUCGCCAACAGCAACCAGAACAACAGCAACUGCUCAUCUCCCUCGCGCAUGUCUGACUCCGUCUCCCUGACGACCGACAGCAGCCAGGACAACUCCCUCUGCACCCCGGAGAAGGAGGCCAAGAUGCACCUGUUACCUAAGAACAGGCCAGAGGACGAGAACCUGAACACGCUGCAGAAAGGCGGCCCGGUCCUGCAGAACUACAACGGCUCGGACACGGCGCUGCACACGCUGCUGAAGAACCAGCACGGCUACGCGCCGCCGGGCCACGACAUGGCCGCCUACGAGCUGACCGUGGAGGAGAAGCUGGCGCUCAUCGACAAGAGCAUGAACAACGGCGUGCCGCAGGCCUACAACAAGUGGGACCAGAUCAACAUGAACGUGGCCAAGAUGGCGCCCGACAACGGCACGCCGGCGCCGCUGACCCUGUCGCGGAACAACAACAACGCCUCGCUGGAGAACCUGGAGAACGGCAACGCGCCGCCGUCCAAGACGCCGUCCAGCGAGCGGCUGACCGAGCAGCAGCGUCCGGCGGCCGAGGAGCGGCUGACGAUGUUGCCGCCGCGCUACGAGACGGUGGCGAGCACGGCGUGCGCCGGCGUGACGGCCAGCGAGCAGCACGGCCUCUCGUACAGCACCGAGGAGCUGUCGCCCGAGCGACGCUGCGGACCGCCCGUCACCAAGUCGCUCAGCGUCACCAACAUGGACGCCGGCGGAGGCAUGCGCCUCUACGCCGUGGAGGCCGACGGCGGGAUGCUGACGUACGAGGCGGCGAUGGCGGCCGGCCGGCAGGGUCCGGCCGGGGCGGCGCAGGGCCAGAGCAUCGUGCGCUCCAAGUCGGCGUCGCUGCUGAGCGCCCAGCCGCUGCAGGUGCACCCGGGCUCCUCGGCCUCGUCCUCCGACCUGCUGUCGGCCGGACACAAGCAGCCGCCGCCGCCCGUCUCGGCACGCCCGCCGCCGCCGCAGUACAAGGUGCAGUACGCCAGCAGCGCCGUGCCCAAGGACGGCUGGUCCCCGCGCACGCCCGUGCCCCCCGACCAGGCCUACAUGCCCCCGCAGCACUCGCUGGCCAACACCAACUACUCCAACCGCAACCAGGCGCCACCCUACCCCAUGCCCCCACAACAACAACAACAACAACAACAACAACAGCAGCAGAUGUGGGCAAAGCAGGACCCGCGGCUGAUGCCCGCCCAGCGGAGCGGCCUCCAGCGCCAGUCCAGCAGCUCCUCGGCCGUGUCCAUGACGAUGGGAGAGCCGCGGCGGGUGGCCGUGCCCGAGGGCGACUACCUGAGCUACCGCGACCUGCAGGCCGGCCCCCGCGGGCCCCUGGCCGCCGCCAGCAUGGCCGGGCAGCAGCGCCCGCUCUCGGCGCGCACCUACAGCAUGGACGGCACGCCCGGGAUGCCGCGCCCGCACAGCGCCCGGCCCGCGCCCCACGAGCUGCCCGAGCGGACCAUGUCGGUCAGCGACUUCGGCUACGCCCAGGGCAGCCCCGGCAAGAGGCCUGGCCCGCGGGUGAAGUCGGAGCACUCGCUGCUGGACGGGCCGGUUGGCAUGGGCGCCGGAGGGGGCAGGGUGCCCGCUGACUGGAGGAACCAGGUGAUGCGGCACAUCGAGGCCAAGAAGAUGGAAAAGCAGGACGAGAUCCUCUGGGCAGCAGGGCCCCCAGCCUACCCCUCAGACCCACAGAGAAAAGUGCCUUUGAUGAACGGGCGGCCCCAGAUGUCGUGUGGUCAGCCUGGCAUGGCGCGCCACCCUUCACGGGAACAGCUGAUCGACUACCUGAUGAUGAAGGUCUCCCAGCACCCUCAGGCGCCACCACACCUCCCGCACGAGAUCCUACAGCAGGAGAUCCGUGUGAAGAUGGAGAAGAACCCCGAACUGGGCUUCAGCAUAUCAGGGGGGGUAGGAGGGCGGGGGAACCCCUUCAGACCAGAUGAUAAUGGCAUCUUUGUGACGCGAGUUCAGCCAGAAGGCCCUGCAUCUCACCUGCUACAGCCCGGAGACAAAAUCAUCCAGGCCAACGGUUACAGCUUCAUCAACAUCGACCACAGCUAUGCUGUGUCCCUGCUGAAGACCUUCCCCAACACUGUGGACAUGAUUAUCAUCCGUGAGAUGUCCGCAUAGACCCGCGCACCCCACGGAGACAAAUAGAGAGGGGGGGGGGGGCGACCAGGCGAACCAAACCUGAAUGUCAAUGUUGUUUUUAAAAAAAGAGCCAGCUGUCAAGAGACUGGCCGCUGGUGCUGGACAAGAGUGAGUGAGUUUUAAACCACUGGACUGCGGACAGUCGCAUGGAAGAGUGGAGCAUGUUUUUCAUUUUGAUCUUAUUUUUUUGUACAAACCCCUAAUAGAUACCUUCACUGUGGAACUGCUGUCGGCUAGUGUGGCCGGCAGCAGAGCAACUGUACAGAGACACUCUCUUGAGAGUUAUUAUUUUUUUGUAAUGAUGAUUCACCCUCAGCACUGACUGCAGAUCACCAACAGGGGGCAGGCUUUCCCUCUGCUUCCAUCCACGUACCUUUGUCACAAGCUUGACUUUGAAUUUAAAGGAGCGGAGGGCUUCCGUCGGGCUUGGUGGAGCGGUGUGUGGGAACGAGAGAACGUUGGAAUACUGGCAUGUGUUUACGGUGGACAGGCACGUCGAUCUGAAGGAACCCCGCUGGACAACUUGAGCCACAGCUAGGAAGUUGGGACCAGGGUCCCCUUCUCUCCUGUCCGACCCCGAUGGCUUACCUGCUUUCCCUCAGUCCCACCUGAACUGUGCAGUCCUUUUUCCUCACCCCGAUCCGCAUCUAUACCCACCCACCUGAAGAAACGGCACGGGAGACUUCAAGAGUACGCAAUAAGGAGAUUGUCGUGGAUGGGGAUUUAUUUUUGUCUUGUUUUCUUCCCCUCUUUCUUCCAUUUGGUUUAUGGAGUUGCUUUCUGUCUUCUGGGGCCCUACCUGCCUGGUCUCAGCGCUGGGAGGAGAGCAAGAGGGAGAACCCGCGGAGAAUGUGGAGGAGAAAUGUUUGAAGAAAAGGGAGCGGAGGAGGAGGAGGAGGAGGAGGAGGAGGAGAGGUGCGAGGGAGAAAACCAAAGUCUGCCAGAAGUCUGGAGCCUGAUGAAAGGAGGCAACCACCAUUUCUGGAAUAUUCUUGGAUGCAUUGGUUAGCCAGUCCUGUGUGUGUGUGUGUGUGUGUGUGUAUGUGUGUGUGUGACCGGGAUGCUCUAAAUGGUCUCUUGCCAUCCCAUGGGGUCCUAAAGGGCUUCCCUUCUCCACACUCACUCCUGUAUGUUUUUGUGUGAGAGUGAUGGACAAAGGAACAUACAUACACACGCAACACAUGUGUGAUCUGCCUUGCCGCUAAACUUUGGUCCAGACUGACCGGACGCCCCUGUCCUGUCCUCUCCUUCGUUGACUUGCUUCCUGUGACUUUUACUGUUGGUCAGACAAGUGCCAAGACCCCAGAGCUCAGCCAGGGAGGAAGAGGAAGGUGGCAUGAGCCCUUCAUCACCUGAGCAAUACUCACUCACCUGCAGAGCGCACAGCACAACAGGCUGGAACAGCAAUAGCAAGAGCUUUUAUUUUUUUUGUUCUGCAACAAAAGAGAUGUCUGUUAGCAUUUUUACAUACAUACAAACAAGAGACAAGACAAAAACAAAUAACAAAAAGGAGUUUAGGAGACAUCAGUUGUGAUACAGCAUUUUUUUAUGGCUACGUUUUAUAAGACUUUGCAGGAAUGAACUUUCUGCUCUUUUUUUUUAAAUGGCAAAGACAUUUGAGUAGACUGCAUAAAGCUCCUUUGCCUUCCCCCACAACCUGCCCUGUAUCACGAAAGCCUCCCUGAUGAGCGAGCAGAGUCAUUCAUGUCCAUCGCUGAACACAUACACACUCAGACACACAUACAUACACACUCACACACACAUACACACACACACACGCCGACCCCCGAGCUGAACUGGUGUAACACUGAGAGGCGAUCUGCCUGCAAAGCUGAGCCGGGCUGUUGGAGGCUCACAGGUGACUGUGCAGAGACCACAGCAACGUGAAGACUUCUGUGGUGUGUGGCGUGUGAUCUGAACUGAACUGAACUGACUGCAUGAAGAAACAAUGGGAUUGUAUUUUUGUACUGUUAUUUUCUUUUUGUUUUGUUUUUCUUUUUACUGCCUGUUUUCAAAGCAGGCCACACAAAUCCUUAGAAAAGAUCAAAUUCACAAAUGUUGAAACCAUCAGAUGAUUAUAACUUUUAUUUUGUAUGCAAGAAGCACUGUUGAUUUUAUAAUAAGUGUACAUUUGUAAUGACAUCGUGUUGGAGUAUGGUAAAGAAUGUUUUGAAAUUUCAUGUUCACGUAAUGGCAUCACAGAACUGUCUGCUCUCUGUAUGAGUUUGUGUGUCAAUGUUCAGUGUGGGAGUUUUAUCUCUCAUACAUACACCCACACACAACUGUGUGUUGCUUCAUCACAGCAGGCCUACAUUCAGCGAGCAUUCACUCGAGAUGGGUGUGGUCUGUUGUCCCCAUGACGUGGUGAUGUGCCGUGGGCCGUCACUCUGCUUGGACGGUUCUCAUAUCAUGGUUCAUUUCUUGGGGUGGGGAAAGGGGGUACAUAUAAAUUUGAAUUUUGAGUGACCAAUUUUCUUUCUUUUUUUAAAACUUUUAAAACAUUUUAACACUUUUUGUUGUGGGCACUGCAUCCUCUGUGUUUAUGCUUGUUUGAAAGAUAUCAUUUUAUUGGGAAAUAUUCCUGUAACUGUCAUAUUUUUAUAUCUUUUUUUUCUCAUUGCAAACAACAGAUGUGUACAGAUGAAGACAAUCUGGGCCUAAACCUGUGGUAAUAGUCUGCCAUCUUUAAACAAACCCUCCUUUUUAUUUAUUUAGCUUCUUCCAGUAGAGAGAAAAGGAAAAAAAAUAAUCAAAUGUAAAUACUUUUACAAAGUUAAAAAGGUGAAAUUCGCCUUGGCAUUAGUUAAUCUGAAUUGAUGAAACCAGCAAUAAUUGUGUGAUCCUGGAGUGACCCAUAGUCAUCUUAGAGCUCACGGUGAGGAGGGUCUGCAAGCAGCUAGAGAUGAGGUGAUCAGUAUGCAUUUACUCAACAUUCCAGAUUUUGUACAUAAUUACACAGUUUCUGAGGUAACCUGUGGAUAAUGAUGAAUAAACUAAUGCUCUUAAAAUGAAA